Molecule: messenger RNA, 2141 nt
Organism: Rhododendron vialii
Lineage: Eukaryota; Viridiplantae; Streptophyta; Magnoliopsida; Ericales; Ericaceae
Exons: 2
Coding region: 1361-1999 (212 amino acids)
Molecular function (GO): metal ion binding
Source: RefSeq, a predicted model, not a curated record
AACUCCCAAAUAAUUUUUCCUGAUGAAGCACAUUUUGUUUAUUCAGAAAAGAAAAAACGAAAAUGUCGCUCUAUUUAUAUCCAAUUAAGCAAUCUAGGGUUUUCCAUGUAAUCAGCAGCAAUCAGGUAUCCAUCUCUCUCUCUCUCUCUCUGCCAAAGUUUAGGAUAGUUCCAUUGUUAGGAAAAGAAAACAGUACAUCAUGCGCCAUCACAGAAUCGCUAAUCAUGAGUCGUUGUUAGUUGUUACUGUUAUUUUGACGUGGCUGAAGAAAACAACUUUAUUUUGUUUUUCAUGAUCACAGUAGUCUAUUGUUUGUCUGUUUCAUGAAUACCCGUGCUUGAUAUUUACAGUUGAUGAAGGAAAUUCGUGAUCACAAUACUUGUGACAUAAUUAAGCUGCAUCUUGAUGGUUUGGAAGUUUUGUUACAUCACGCUAGGGGUGAAAAUAUAACCAACAAAACCAAACCGACCGGAAAAUUCGGGGUUUGGUCCGGUCGGUCUAGGGUUGGUCCCAGUCAGUUUCGGUUUUUGAAGAGUUAAUUUUUAAUUCAGUUUAGGCUCGAGUACCUGUUAGUACUAACGAACCGAACUGUAAUAUACAUAUAGGACCUAUUGACGAUGGGGGUUUCGAUAUUAUAAUACUAGUCUUAGAUAGGGGUUAUGAUAUUUUUUAGUAAUCUUGCCUGGGGUUUUGAUAUUUUAGAAGUCUUCAAGCUCAACCAGAAAAAAACCAAAAAAAAAAAAAAACUGAACCACUCCAAACCGAUUUCGCUCCGCCGAAUAUUUUGACCGGAAUCGGUUUCCGUCAUUUCUAGACUGAACCGAUCGGUUCGGUACGCCAUGUUCGAAAUCCCCGGCCGAGCCGAACCUAUCUCAUCCCUACGUGCUUGGGUGAUUGUCCAACUUAUCUAAUCAGCUGCCAGUUUCCAAAUUUUGCAUGCCAUGAUCAACGAGCAGAGUUAAUCCGGUACCGCCUUGUGUGUAUGUAAUUUUGAGAUUUUUCAGUCAUUGAUUUCCUUUUCUCUGUUUUGGAUAGAAACUAUAGAUGCCGUAUGACUUUAUUGAAUGCAAAAUUGCGUUUCGGAUAUUAAAAAAAAAAAAAAGAAUUACUGCUUACGGAGUUAUCUCGUUCGAUGUUCUUUUCAUGUGAAUGUUCCUUUGCUGCAAUCACUGGUUUUCAAAAGCAUUGUUGUCUGGUGUGCUCACCUUGGCAAAGUGCAGCUGAUGUAACCACGGACCACCCCUGCCUCUUUUCUAAUGCUGUAGAUCCAUUUUUGUUGAUAUUUGGUGAAUGUCAAGGGCUAAAGUCCGGGCCAGCAUGGGUUUCGAUAACUCUCGCAUAGUUAACAUUCAGUCUCUUCAUGGGGAGUAUUUGCCCUGUCUGUCGUCUACUUGUCUACCCGAACGAAGCGCUUCAGUCGCAGUGCACCCAUCUAUUUUGCAAACCUUGUUUGGCACAUGUUGCGGGCACUUCCCGGGCCUGCCCCUAUUGUGGAUACUUGGUGACGGAAGCAGAUUCGAAGGUUAACUUUUCGCAUCAUUGUUUUAUCUUUGUAUUCUGCUGUUACUUACCGGCGCUCUCUCUCUUUCUCUCCCUCUCUCUUUCCUUCCAGCCUCUCGUAGAAUCAAACAAAUCGCUGGCGGAAACAAUAGGCAAAAUAGCAGUUCAAUGCCUCUAUCACAUGUCGGGAUGCAAAUGGCAGGGUCCUUUAUCCGAGUGCAGUUCCCAUUGUUCCGGGUGUGGGUUUGGAAAUUCCCCGGUCGUAUGCAACUGGUGUGAUAUCGAUAUCGUGCAUCGUCAAGUCCGGGAGCAUGCACAGAACUGUCCCGGUGUGCAUUCUCAAACACAACGGGCAGAGGGUGUUCGGGAUGCUGCUGCAGCCCCAGCCGCAUCAUCGUCUAAUCCUCAACAAACGCAGACGGCUAAUCAGCCCGGGGCAUCAAAUUCUCAGGCCCCGACUUCGCAAACCGCGGCUGCCAUGAAGUUUUUGAGAAUUUAGAUUUAAGAGUUGGGGUGUGUUUAUAUUUUAUCCAGUGGGUUAAUGUGUUUCUUAUCAAGUACUGCAUUGCCUUCGUUAAGUGUCACUUGAAUUUCUAAGUGGGGAAAAAAAAAAAAAGGGUUCUACAGACCUUUGUUAUUUA